This is a messenger RNA of Bufo bufo (common toad), 4680 nucleotides long. RefSeq names its product gem nuclear organelle associated protein 4 (gene GEMIN4). Gene Ontology annotation, biological process: spliceosomal snRNP assembly; rRNA processing. Gene Ontology annotation, cellular component: SMN complex. The coding region runs from base 143 to 3355 and encodes 1070 amino acids. The transcript is spliced from 3 exons. NCBI's taxonomy places the organism in Eukaryota, Metazoa, Chordata, Amphibia, Anura, Bufonidae. The record is from RefSeq and is a predicted model, not a curated record.
CCAUAGCUGUGAUAAAAUGAAGCCGUUUUAGAAGUGAUUGCCCUGCUGCUUGUAGAGGGAGUUCUGUCAUAGGACGUUGCAUGCUCAGGCUGCGGUUGUGCUGGAGGUAUGCCAUAAGGAUUUAUAACCCAUCAGUAAUACAAUGGAAGUGGGAAGCUGGAACAUAUGUGAACAAACAGUGGUUCUUCAAGGAGCUCUACUGUUAGCAGAAAAACUCACCUUACAGAAAACAUUGCUGAAGCUCACAAAGGCUGAAUGGCCUCUUGUGGAGAAGACAAUCAUAAAUGCUUUACAAGAAAUCAGCUCAGGUACCUGGUCACAAAGCCUUGAAUGGAGAAGGAAAGUCAUUGCAAUAUUUUGGGCCAAAGUACUCUCAUGUCAAGCGCAACUCUCCUUAGAUGGAGACUUUGAUAUUGACAGGAGAUGGAAAGAGGAAGAGUUCUUUCCUGUGGAAAACAUGAUCCCAAAAAUGAACCACACACUUUUGUUUGAAGUACUCAAGGCUGCAAAAGCAGCAGAUGUAUUUGCAGAACUUCUCUUGGCCCUGCCAGCAGAUUUUUGGGUAAGCGAAGCGUCUUUGUUGUUGAACCAUAUUUGUGAUGACACUUCCAUAGCAGAUGUGACUUUUUUCCUUGAUGUGUGGUGGGAGAUCAUGAAAAAUAGUAGAAAUCGGAAGGAUGAGAUUAUUGAAACCUUUUCAGCUGUUGCAUGCCAGUACUUGCCUAAGACUAAGGAUGAAAUUGGCCAAAGCUCUAAAAGAUUUAAGCCGGAUCCUGAGCAAUGCUUACCUGCAGCUGAUAACAUUCUUGCUGUGUUUUUAGAGGGGCUUCAUAAACUCAGGCCAAGCAUCAAUAACAGCAAACUGAAGUGCUACACUAUAGCAAACCUAGCAGACAUGUUGUGCUCGUCUGCUUUUCUAGAUAAAGAAUCGGGCGAUCUUCCUAUAAGACUGUAUUUGGAGAAGCUAGUCGCUGUGCUUUGUUUUUGUAACGCAACAGUGAAAGAUGAUAAUCCCCAAAAAAGCCUCCCAGAAAUGAUUCAGGAAGCCGAGAGGAUUGUGCAGAGUGGCAACAGUGCUUCCAGAUUUAGGUUAUUAGGAGGCGCCCAACACUUUGGCUUAAAAUGUCUAAAAGACCUGCUGUUUCAUUGGGGGGAAGAGCUGCACAAUUACAUGAAUAACUGCGAAAAGAUUUCCUAUGAAUGUUUUCGGAUGAAUGGUAGUCUUGCAUCGUUACAAAAGAAUUUGGUUGCCUUAGAGCCAAGUGAGACUUUUUCUGAAGAGCAAAAAGGGAACGCUUUAGAACUGGCAAACUGCAUUUCUAGCCUCCUGGAGAAAACCUCCAAUGUUCAGAUAACGUGCAAGAUGAAUGAUGUGGACAUGAUGGCUACUGUGGCCAAAAAUAUAAUUGACUCUAAAAUGUGCCGCUAUAAAGAAAUAUGUUUUGAGUACGCAUCUGAAAUAGCAUGGGCCUUCUCCAGUGACUGGCUAAAUUGUCUUAAAAGGAAUAAACAGAGUUUUCAGGAGCCAGACCUCAUCUUAAAAUUGUUGGAAACAGUCAGUAAAGCCACAUACGAGCAGAACAAUCAAAGUAUCACGGAGAUUCAGAAGUCUACAGCUGUCAUUUUAGACUUGUUUUCUGAGCUUUCACUUGCUCAGAUGGAUGAAUUGCUGAUGAGAGCCCUAAAUACAUGGGGUGAAAAAGGUCUGUCUCACUGCAUGUCUGCAUUUACAGAUAAUUUCCAGGAAGAGCUCAACAUGACGUUCAAUCAAAUCUCACAAAAUGUGACAGACUAUAACAAUGUUUCAAGAGUGGCGAGACUGGCCCUCCUGUAUCCAGAGUAUGUCAUAAGCAAAGCAUGCCACUUUGCCGUUUCAAAUCUUGGUGCUCAUGUAUUUCUAGCAAAAAUAUUGACUUCACUUCCUGCUUUAAGCUUUAGGGGCUCUAAUAAUUCAGAUACGUCAGGCUCAUUAUUAUCUCGCUGCUUGAUGGAGACAUGCUGGGGCAAACUGUCCUCUGAUAAAGAAGAAAAUCAGUUUUUAUACUUGCUGUGUUACCUAAUGAAUCCUUCCGAAACCACAGGUGAAAGUGUUUCCCUACUACGGCCAGCAGAAGUAGUGAGGACAUUUGUCCUUCCUUAUAUACUUGAUGAAUGUGUUCAUGUGGAGUUAUGCUUGAAUAUUCUUCAUAAAGCACUAAAUGUUGAGAACCCACUAGAUGUGUCGGAUAAGCAUUGGGUUCUUUCUUGCUCACCAUUCCCUCUCAUUAUGUCACUUUGUAAACUCCUCAAUAGCUUCAGUAGGUGCUGGCAACAAUCUGAUAAACCAUAUUGCCUUACACUUGGAUCCAAGGAGUUGAUAGUUGAAAUUCUCACACAGCUCUGCCCACUGAUAUUGCCAGUGGCUGAAACUAGCCCAGAAACUUGGGGCAAGUCACUCUUUUGGCUGCACAGGAAAAUGGAGCAUUUAGAUUGGGUUGUACGCUUGAGGCUAAAGCCUUUAUUUGGAGAGCACUUUAAAAAUGAAGCCCCAGCUUCCUUGUUUGCAGUUUGCAAACUCUCUGAGAAUGACUGGGCAGCACUUGAUCUACCAGAGUAUGGUCCCGGUACAGGGCUUAUGGCUUGGGUGGAAUGCUGUUGUAUUUCAGGAGAAAUGAAAGAGCUAAUGCUUUCAAUCCUUUGUGUCAACAUGGAAGACCCAGAUGAGGUUAAUCUUUUCAGCAAAGGAUUUUUAGUAGCCAUGGUACAAGUCCUGCCAUGGUGCAGCUCAACGGAAUGCAAGCUUCUUUCUCAGGUUGUGAUGUGUCUUUUGAAAAGACAACUUCUCCAUGUACCAUAUUCUCUGGAGUAUGUAGAGUAUAUGCCUCUUUUGAAUCUUCGUCCAUUUGCCUAUGUUCUUCAGUUCUCUGUUCUAUUACUCAGAGGUUUCCAGCUCCUCUGUAGCUCGAGCUGUUCCAGCUGGCUUACCUUUGAUGGUCAGAAGCAUAUUGCAAGACUUUAUAGUGUCUGUGUAUCUGACAUGCUGGAUGGCGUUAAAGAGCAGCUCGUAGAAGACAGUCUUCAAAUGCAGAAAGUUGAAAAAGAAUCGGACUGUGUACAGGAGGUCCUAUUUAUCUACAGUCAGGUAUUCUGUCAUGUCCUCCACAUAAUUGCAAUGAUGCCAGAAAAUACAUGUGCACCUCUCUUCUUCUUGUCACUAGAAAUUCUCUCCCUGUACGAAAGCCUGAGAGCAAAUGACACUUCCAAAAACCGAUUGCUCAGGUUGGCUAAUGAAAGACAUUUCCUGAAGUCCAUUAUCGAGAACGUGAGCAAUGAAAGCCAUCGAGCUACACUAAUGCAAAAAAUUAACAAGCUGUAAAGAAAGACCUGUGUGGUCCUAUACAGCAUUUAUAAAAGGUGUCCAGUUAGUUAUCUGCUCUCGAAAUAUCAGCCCUGCUGUAUGUGCACUGUAUAUUGGACUCUUAAAGGAUCACAGAGUUUUCAUAAAACUUUUGACUUAGUCAUAGACAUAAAGGUUUUGAUCAGCUGGGGUCUGAGUGCUGAAGACCUCACAGAGGCGAGAGAAGCGCACGCAUAUUGUGUUCUCUCUCCUCACUGCAGGGAACAGAAUCGAGAUGGACCGUUAGACUUUCUAUUGAAUCCAUCUAGCUUCCUCUCCUGCAGUGAGGAUAGAAAGCGCAAUAUGCUAGUGCUUCUCUCUCCUCCUUUUAGCAAUCUCUGGGGGUCUCUUCACUCAGACCCCCACCAGUCAAAACCUUUGAUAUGUCUCUGACAUAUCAAGAGUUUCAUGAAACCUCAGUGACCCUUUUAAACUAGUACUCGGCAACAUCUUUGGCAUAGAAACGCCCCAAAGCUGUACACAUUUUAGGGCUCUUCUUGGAGGUUAAAUGGGAAUAACCACAGUAAGUGCUGGCCAGGGGAGGCAGAGUUGUGGAAAUGGCAGGGGCGCAGCUGCCCAAAGCGCAGCAAGCUACACUUUCCUUAAUGGGGUUAUCCGAUAUCUAAAAUGGGCCCCCCAAUGCCUGGGCCCCUCGUAUGGUGCUCUAGCUCUGGAACCCUGCACGGGCGUCUCCGCAUCUUCCCAUUGCUUGGAUCAAAACUUCUGGUGAUAGGGUAAGAAGCCAAUAGCGGGCCAGUGACCAGCCUCAAGGAAGCUUGUUCCCGUCAUGGCAUGCUAUUGGCUGCUCCGCCCCGUCACUGGAUGGGGCCUAGGCAUUGGGUGGGAUAUUUUAGAUAUUGGAUAACCCCUUUAACUCGCAAACUGAUGUUUCUGUAAGUCCUUCCGCCUCCGGCCGACAAAAUUUUUUUUUUUCCCAUCUCGGUCAUGAAAGGCUGACAUGGGACAACCCCUUUAACAUACAUUCAGAAUUUGAUGGUCUGAAAAUUGGAAUGAUAAAAUGUCAUCACCCAAAAUGUUGUGUUUUUUUGUUGUUGUUUUUUUUUUUUUUUACUAUACCGGUAACAGAAAUUAAAGUUUUUUUGCAUGGCUACAGAAGAAAUAAGUAAUUUAAUAAAAGCCAUGAGUGAAGCAAAAUAUGUUUUUAAGCCAAAUUCUUUAAGACAUAGUAGUUAGUCGCUUUGCCCAAUGUUGUUCCUGAAUUACUUCUAGUUCAUAGCUUUUAAUCCAGUGUUAAUUUCGGGCUUAAUAAAAGGCUGUUAACCUGUUACUUCAUAUGACGUUGG